Hydra vulgaris (swiftwater hydra) is the source of this 1014-nucleotide messenger RNA. RefSeq names its product large ribosomal subunit protein mL46. Lineage: Eukaryota; Metazoa; Cnidaria; Hydrozoa; Anthoathecata; Hydridae. Gene Ontology annotation, cellular component: mitochondrial large ribosomal subunit. Gene Ontology annotation, molecular function: structural constituent of ribosome. The record is from RefSeq and is a predicted model, not a curated record.
UUUUGUAAAUUUUGUAAUUAAGUUAUUUUUUUAAUAUAUUCUAGUAUAAAAUAUGAGACAAGUACCUCAUUUUUCUAAACCAUGGCAAAUUUUUGUAUCAGUUUGUCUAAAACGCAUGAAUGUUAUUAGCAGGCCAUUAAAUGAAAUAGAGCAACAGUAUGCCAAAUUGCAACAUCAGUUAGAAAUUGAGAAAUCAGUACUUAACGACUAUGAAUAUCGUAAAGCAUCUUUGGAAAAGGUAUUGCUAUCAAAAAAACAGUCUAAAGGAAAUGAGGAUGAUAAAGUCUUGGAAGCCAAAAAUCAGUUGUUAGCAAUGCAGGAAGAAGAAGAGAAUUGGGCUAAAGAUGCACAGAAUAUACGUUUAGCUCAAUUGGACCAGUUUGAUAAUGAUUAUUCUUCUUUAAAACGAAAGUUAAGCGAAAUUCUUCAUUAUGUUGUUGAGGAUGAUCAGGUUUUAAAAGAAAAGGUUUUAUUGUAUCCAUAUACAACUAUUCAAUCCAAUGAAUGCUUGAGAUCAGCAUCGGAGCGUCUUUUAGCAAGUCAUGGUUUACCUUCAUGUAGGUUCUUUAAUAAUUCUCCCGUUGGUCAUGUAAAGAUUCGAUACGAUAAAAACGAAUCUCGAGGUGAAAUGUAUCAAGGAGCAAAGAUGUUUUUCAUGACGGCAUAUCUUAAAGACACGCAUGCAAAACCAUCAACUUUGCACAAAUGGUUAAUUCCUUCUGAAUUGCCUCUUAAUCUAAACAAAGAUUAUUACAAAAAAGUAAAGCCAUUUUUGAUAUAAAAAAUUUCAUGGAACCGCGAGUUGAAUGGACUCGUUGGUAAAGAUAUUGAACUGUUUAUAAUAACCAUCCUUUUGAUAAUAAGCAAGUUGGCGUGAUACCACGUGAAACCAAACGGAUGACUAAUCAAUGCGAAAAACAUGGAAAGAAUUAUAUUUGAAGCUGUGUAAACUGCAAUUUUAAAUAUUUGCUGUUAUUUUGACAAAAACUUUUUUAAAUAAAAUUUUUAAUUCUA